UUCCCUCUCCCUCUCGAUUUUCUCAGAACCAAACAACAUAUAGGCUUUGCGGUCCCGAUCUCUCUGCGUCAAAUGGAAAGAUCGCGGGUUUAGGAUUCGUUGGCCGCUUCAGCAGCUUGGUCCCACUCCAACAAUGGCGGCUAAACUGCCGGUGGAGCCUGAGAAGGCCAGCCCCUGCUGCGCUGCGUGGCAGAAGAAGUAUAUGAAGAGUGAGAAGCUGCGGAAUCAUCUCCGGGAAGCUGUGAAUAUUCUUCAGAAGGGGACUGAGGAGAUUCAGGCACAGCAUUCUACUCUCAAGAAAGAAUAUGAGGAGUUGCGACGGCUGGCAGAUAUUGAGAAAGAGGAGAAAGGGAAAGAAUCUGCUGCAAGGGUCUCUCUGGAGAACGAGGUGUCUGAGUUGAAAUCUGAGAUACUUUCUCUCAAGCAGCGAGAAGGUACAGACUCUCAAGAUAAAGAUGAAGUGAAGCUUCUUAAAGACCAGGUUUCCAAACAGGGACAAGAGAUUAGUCAUCUGAAGGAUCUGAUUGAGAUAGAGAAGAAAAGAGCAGAUUCAGAAAGUAAGAAAGCAGAAGCAGAGAAGAAAAAGGCUGCCGAAGCACAAAAAAGUAUGAAAACUGAAAAAAAGAAGGCGGAUGAAGAAAGGAAGCGUGCCAAUAUUGAAGGGGAGAAGGCGGAGAAUUAUAGGCUUCAGUUGGAGGUUGUGGAGAAAGAAGCUGCUGAUGCAAAAUCUCAUUCUGAAGUGGAAAAGGAGAUUAGUUGUCUCAAGGAGCUUAUUGAGAGAGAGAAGAAAAGAGCAGAUUUAGAAUGUAAGAAAGCAGAAGCAGAGAAGAAAACGGCUGCAGAAGCACAAAAAAGUAUGAAAAUUGAGAAAAGGAAGGCUGAUGAAGAAAGGAAACGUGCCAAUACUGAAGGAGAGAAGGCAGAGAAUUAUAGACUUCAGUUGGAGCUAUUGGAGAAAGAAGCCGCUAAAGCAAAAUCUCAUUCUGAAGUGGAAAAGGAGAUUAGUAGUCUGAAGGAUCUUAUUCAGAAAGAGAAGGAAAAUGCAGAAUCAGAAAGUAAGAAAGCAGAAGCGGAGAAGAAAAAGGCUGCUGAAGCACUGAAAAGUAUGAAAACUGAAAAACGCAAGGCUGAAGAAGAAAGGAAACGUGCAAAUAUUGAAGGAGCGAAGGCUGAGAAUUAUAGGGUUAGGUUGGAGGCAUUGGAGAAAGAAGCUGAUAAGGUGAAAUCUGGUUUGGCUUCUAAAAUUUUGAACCUUGAAGCAGCAAACAAAAUGCUUGAAACAGAAAGACAGAAGGUCGUGAAGGAGAGAGAAUUUGCAAAUUCUGAGAUGGCAAAAGCUGAGGAACAGAGGAAGUUUGCUGAAGCCAAUAGGCAAAAGAUCAUUGAAGAAAAAUCUCGUUCUGAAAGUUUGUCUCUGCAAUUGGUAGACUGUAGAAAGAGGGUUGAUGAGUUGCAGAAAGAGCUAAACGGAAUUAGGUGUUCAACAAUAUUGCAUGCGAAUUUUGGGGUCAAACCAGAUGGUAAUAGAAUUGACACUUCCAAAGAGUUUUCAAACUUGGAGGAAGCAAUCAAAAGAGUCGAAGUUGAAAAGCAGAAGGCAUUGAAGGAGAAGAAGCGCGCAGACUCAGAGGUGAUGAAAACUCAAAAGCAGAAACAGCUUGCGGAAAUAAAUAUGAAGAAGGCAGCUGAAGAAAAAUCUCGUGCUGAUCAUCUUUCUCGGCAGUUAGAUGAAGCUAAAAAACAGAUUGAGGUAUUGUCAACUAGAAACUUGAUUGAGGUGUCUGCUGUUCAUCAACUUGCCAAAGGUAUGGGUGCUGAUAGUGCGAAGGUGAAACUUUUAAAGAAACAGCUUAAGCUUGAGAAAAUGCAUAGAAAGUAUUCUGAGGAAGUGGUCAAGGUCAACCUGGAAAGAAGUCGCAACCAUAUCCUACAUCAAGAAUAUGGUCGCUUGAAGUUGGAUGUUGAUCAAAUUUCACAGCGGUUGGAUAUGCUUAAUAACUCGUUUUGCUAUAAUGCCGAAGGUAUAGAUGACCAUGAAAAGAGUUGGAAUAUAAUGAAAAAGCAACGGUUAAGCAACAAGAGUUACCAAGGGCUAGAAUCUUCCCAGGUGAAUGAAACUGAAUUUUUGAAACCUGCCUGCCCCGUUUUGGAUGCAUCAGAUCCUUUCAGGGAAGACAUGCAACAUACAGGACCUUAUCCUCCAUUAUCUGGAGGAAACUGCACUGGAUCUAUUUCAGGUAUUGAUUCUAAAUUAGAGUCUCCUAGAGGCUCUAGGAGAAACAUGUUACAGAGUUCUGCAAUAAAUUCAAGUACAGCAUCUUUUUCUGAUGGACAGUUGGUGGGCUCACAGGAAAAAGGUGUGUUUUCUGUUACCGUGCCAACAAAAUUGGUUGAGGAAAAUGUGCUACCAUCAUUAUCCAACAUGUCUACUGAGGUUGUUAAAAGAAAGUGCAAUGAUACAAUUGCCGUGGUGGCUGAAAACGCUGUCAAAAGUCCUGUAAGAACUGAUGGUAUUGGAAAAGUUAAUGAGCAUAGCAGAAAGAGAAAGAGGAUAAUAUAUGCAGUUGAAUCCAUUCAGAGUCUAUACUGUGAGGGUAAGAAGUUCCACCAGCAGGUAGAGGAGAAACUAUCUGAUCUGCAUUGUUUGUUGCGCAAGAAAAUAAAGAAAUCGGUUGAAGAGAGACUGCAUGGGAAGAGAGAAGCAGUUUCUGAAGGGAAAUGGGUAGUGGCGAGUAGUUUAGUCAGCAAUGAGCAAAAUAAAUCAGAUGUAUUUGUGAAUGAAUGUGCAAAUGCAUGCAGACAUGUUUCAAGUAUUGCGGAGGAGCUCAUUGGGACUGCCCAAGCAAGCAGAGAAUGCACAAGUGAUCUUGAUUUUAGUGAUAUGGCAAGUUUUGAUGAAGUAACAGAUGGAAAUUACCUGAAACUGUUGGAUCUGGACGAUGCUGCUGAGGAACAGCGCUAUAGGAUGGCAAUGGAAAUGCCAUUAUCUCCUACACUUCCCGAGAUUGAGGCUCAAGAUGUUGAAACUUCUCAUAGCGAUAGGAUCAAUUCUUUAAUGAAGGAAACCAUCUGUGACAGUUAUUCAAAUAAGAAUGGAAAUUGUGAUGAUUGUUGUGUCAUGCAAGGCCUCAGUGGGAAUGGCAUUGGUAAUUCUGCAGCAACGGGUAAACCUUGGGAUAUUGAGGUGGAGGAUGCUAGCGCUGAAGUGACACGUACUUCAAGUAGUAAAGCUAUGUUCCCAUUUGAAAAUCAUGGUGCUGCGGGUGACAAUAGUCUCAAGUAUCAUGUGUUGUUUUCAAACACUGAAGACAGCAGUAGCAUUUCUAGGGUAUUUAAUGCAUUUAAAACUUGUAUUGCACAGAGCAGUCUGGCUAUUCGUACAGAAUGGAUGGUGCGAGAUAUUCUGUUUGCUGUUAGAAGUGAAGAAAAACUUCUCCCCAAGGAGAAGGUUUGUGUAUUCAUGUCCUUGUUGCUGCUUAACUUCUCCUUUGCUUCUUCAAGUAAAUUCGGGAGCAUGUAUUGGGAAUCCAAACCCUGCUUGGAUUCUUUCGCUCGACAUGUGUGCUCAGUGAUGUGUAAUGGUGAUGGCAGAAGUAUAAUUUCGGAAUUUGGUUGUUUGGAUGAAUCACUUGGUGUCAUAGAGGAUUUCAUAAUGCAUGGGAGAGUUUUUGUCUGUAGGGAUGCACCUUCCAAGACAACGGUUGAGUCUCACUCUAGCAGCUCCCUGCUUGACAACAUAGAUAUAUCCCCUCGUCCAGCAUCAGCAGAUGAGCUGGUUGCAGGGAGCGUUGUACUGGCAUCACUAUGUGCAGCAUUUGAUCACAUUGGUUUUAUAUGUGAAACAUCCUGCAACAUUUUGCUGAUUAGGAGAUUAAAUUGUUCGUUAAUUCUGAAGAUGCUGCAUGUUUUUGCUCACUUUGGUGGCAAGAAGUUCUUCAACUAUAGCAACCAUACUUUAAUGACCGUCAUGAAAUCUGUCGUCACAUAUCUUGAGGGAGUAAGAGCUUCAAAUCCUGCUGAUUCUAGUGCAUCAGUAAGCAAUUGUGGAAUGGAGUUCUGUCCAUGUGUUGAGUGCCCAUUUUCUGAGGAUGCUGUCUCUGUAGAUACUGCUAUAUUAUUGCUUUUAGAAAAGCUCCAAAGUUUGAAUCAAGAUGUGGUGCAAUCAGUCAGUUCAAAUAGAGAGCGUUCACUGUGUGAUCUCCGCGAUGUGCUAUCGUUGGUGGAGUUGGUUGCGUUCAACAUGAGCUGGACAUGGACCAGUGUCAAUGUUAUUCCUCAGCUGAUGAAAAUGUUGGAACCAUGCCACGCCGAGAAUGUUAUCGCUGGAAUCGCUGUCCUCCUUGGUCAACUUGGGAGGUUUGGCGUCGAUUCUGUUGGCUAUGAAGAUCAAGGUUUGGAAUUCUUGAGGCAUAAGUUGUCUGUCAUUUUAAGUCGUGAAUCUGCAAGCAGUGCAAGUCUUCCUACUCAAAUUGCCACGGUCACUUCUAUGCUGAGUCUGAUGUCUUUUGAUUUCAAAACAAUUAUUCAGAAUAAUGUAAAUCCUUCCGUCACAACAAGUCAGUCUGAUCCAGCGCAGUCGAUAAGGAAGUGGUUUUCUUUGCUGCCAAAAAAGCAACAGGAAUUGUCAUUCAGCCUUCUGCAAGCUGCUAAUCUAGAGAGCUGAGAUACUUUCUGAAACUGCUGAGAUGCUUUGCGACCUGAAGAGAGGAACUCUUUUGUGCAUGUUGUAGCCGUAGACAUUUUUGUGGGCGGAUUCAGGUGAUUUUGGUCAAUUUUUUACCAGUUGAGUAGGGUUCAUGGCCAAAAGAGAGUAGGGUUAGUAUUUGUCCUUUAUGUUGAAGUAAUUGAGGAUUCAAAGACCGACGAGUGGAUAGUGUAUCCCUCUGUACAUAUUCCAUAGUCAACAAUUGCAAUGGCGCCGGUUUUGGCUCCUCAUCUCUAAAAUCUAAAGUGGUGAAUAGUGUAUGCUAUCUGAAUUGAAAAUUUUCAAGUAUUCACUAUAGUAAUUAAAAGUUACAAGAGGCAAGUUUCUAUUAGC
Messenger RNA from Argentina anserina (silverweed cinquefoil), 5038 nucleotides. RefSeq lists its product as uncharacterized. Bases 134 to 4663 code for a protein of 1509 amino acids. NCBI's taxonomy places the organism in Eukaryota, Viridiplantae, Streptophyta, Magnoliopsida, Rosales, Rosaceae. The record is from RefSeq and is a predicted model, not a curated record. The transcript is spliced from 8 exons.